ACGCGCACCGAAGCGAGCCGCGUCCCCUUUUUUGCUUCACUUCCUCACUUCCAGCUGAAUAAUUGAGUGUUGUAACAGGAUCAAUUGGGAAUCGAUUGGAACAAUGAGAGGAGACAAAAACGUCACAAGCCACAAAUUCGGUGAACGGGUAUAUAAACGCCUAUCAUGUGACCGAUGGAUCCAGUGUACGAUCAAGUCUGACAGAGUUAGCAUAUCAAAUUCAUUGGGGGUGGGUGAAAAAGAUGAAGCGAAUAAUUCUGGAAGCACUUGGAAUUGUCGCCCUCUGCGUGGUUAAUGCGAGGGCAGAAAGUUACGCCCAUUCAUUCCAACAUUUUCAUGGUCCAGUUACGGGAGACGAUAAAGAGGUGAGUUGGACCGAUAGACACGGCUAUCAACAUCAGGAUUAUACGGCUGAUCCGCAGUAUGAAUUUGCAUAUGGGGUUGAGGAUCCUCACACGGGAGAACUCCAUGGCCAGAAGGAGCAUCAUGAUGGCAAAGCAGUUACUGGGGAGUACACCGUGAAGGAGCCGGACGGCAAUAUUCGAAGGGUCAGAUAUCGAGCCGACGAGGAUGGCUUCCACGCUCAAGUUCUCAACAGCAAUGAUCGCAGUGAUGAAGGCUAUUAACACAUUUUGUUACAAUUUCCUGUUGAAACUGAAUCUCACCCCUGGAGAUUGAUGAUCGAAGGAGGUUCACCGGCCUUGCGGUAGAGAAAUGAGAAUUAACUUAUUAUUGAUGAGGGAAGUUU
Diachasma alloeum is the source of this 748-nucleotide messenger RNA. RefSeq names its product cuticle protein 19. The transcript has 2 exons. The record is from RefSeq and is a predicted model, not a curated record. The coding region runs from base 243 to 626 and encodes 127 amino acids. Gene Ontology annotation, cellular component: extracellular matrix. NCBI's taxonomy places the organism in Eukaryota, Metazoa, Arthropoda, Insecta, Hymenoptera, Braconidae.